GCCGGGCGCUUUAUGUAAGGGCAGAGGCGGAGCCGGCCCGGCUGCGGGGGUGGCGGCAGCAGCAGCGCCAUGUCCUGGUACCGCAACACCGUGUGGUUCGUGAAGGGGCUGCGGGAGUACACGAGGGGUGGUUACGAGUCCGCUUCCAAGCGCUUCAACCCAGCUGAUGUGGAGGUGGAUGUGGCUGGAAGAGCCUUCCUGGUCACUGGUGCAAACAGUGGCAUUGGCAAGGCCACAGCUAAGGAGAUAGCGAGGAGAGGUGGCACAGUUCAUCUAGUUUGCCGAAAUAAGGAACGCGCUGAAGUUGCCAAAGAGGAACUAGUGACAGAAACGGGCAAUCAGAACAUCUUCUUGCAUAUUGUGGAUAUAUCUAAUCCCAAAGAAAUAUGGAAGUUUGCUGAAAAAUUCCAAAAUGAACAUAAGCUAAAUGUGUUGAUCAACAAUGCGGGAUGUAUGGUGAAUAACAGAGAGUUAACUGAAGAUGGACUUGAAAAAAACUUUGCAACAAACACUUUGGGUACAUACAUCAUGACAACUGCCCUGUUGCCCCUCCUGGAAAAAGCAGCUGAUGCCAGAGUGAUCACUGUCUCUUCUGGGGGCAUGCUUGUUCAAAAAUUAAACGUAUCCGACUUGCAGUCGGAAAGUGGGCCAUUUGAUGGAACCAUGGUGUAUGCACAGAACAAGAGACAGCAAGUUGUCCUGACAGAGCAAUGGGCAAAGGCUCACAGAAAUAUCCAUUUCUCCGUGAUGCACCCCGGCUGGGCAGACACUCCAGCUGUGAGGUCGUCCAUGCCUGAUUUCUAUGAGAGGAUGAAGAACUCGCUGCGCACCGAGGCCCAGGGAGCCGACACCGUCCUGUGGUUGGCAGUGUCUGCUGAAGCAACAAAGCUGCCCAGUGGCUUGUUCUUCCAAGACAGGCAACCAGUCCCUACACACUUACCCCUAGCAUACACCCACAGUCCACCGGAGGAUGAAGAGAAGCUAAUGGAGAUGCUGGAAGAAUUCUCCCAGAAGUUUAAAUCUGUUUCUCCAGGAAUUUAGUGUCUCUGCUGACACAGUGUCACCACAAAUCUUCUAAUUACACAGUAAUGUGCUGUUGAGGGGAAGUAGGAUGCCAUAGGCCUGUUAAAAAUGAAUUAGGUUCAGGUGUUCUCAUAAUGAGGUAGUAGAGUGGCACCUGUGUAAUUUUUCUCUUUUCUUGCUGCCAAGUCUCUCCCAUUGUGAAUAUGCAGCUGCUGCCUCAAGACACACUAAGGUUGUGUUCUUUGGAUUGGAAGAAAAAUUGAGAGGCAUUAAAAUAAGCCCUGAGACUUUGUAAAGUUACCUAGAAUAAUUUAAAACACUCAGCACAGAGAAAUGCAGAGGAGUGUACUUUCAGUAGCCUUCGUGAAGGACUUCAGGAAAGACGUGGGAAUGUUUUAAGCAGCUUUAAACUGCUGUAUUUGACAGGUUGGUGGCUUCCUUCACUGCAUGAGGGUGAUUGGGCUCAAGCAUGUAACUGGGAAUGCAGAAACUCUCUUGCAGAGCCUGCUUAGUUUAAAGGGAAGGAUUCCUCACGGACUUUAGUUUCUAUAAAUUAGUGCUGGUAUGCAGAAGUUAUCCGCUUCCUCAUGUUUAAACAGCAAGAAUUUAGGAACACUGCCAAAUGCCUUCCACAUUACUUGAUGGAGCCAGGGCUAAAUAUUAUCCCAUUUAUGUCAAAAUACCAUGAAAUAGGAGGUUUCAACACAACACACCCAGACAUGGGUGGAUCUAGCAGAGAAGUGGCUGCAUGACUGUAGGCACAAAAAGAAACAUGCUAAGAUGUACCUGCUUGCCAUUUCUCUGAGAGAUUAAAGGCAAUUGUUUUAUUAUUGUGAAUAGAUUAAGAGGGGAAGGGAGAACUGGCAUGGCACAGGUCUUAGAGGAGAGUCCACCUCCUGAUGAGAAGCUUGUAUUUUGUCUGGAUGUGUUUGCUUCCAGACACAGAGGACAGGAUUCAUCCUAUCUGAUCUGUGGCCAUUUGAAUUACUCAUUGAGUUUCUCACCGUAAAUCGGUAGAGGGAAAAAUGGGCUUUUUCACAGGGAUUUACUGGAUCUAGUUUAAGAAACACCACCUACAGUGCUGCAUCUUUCUAAAAGUGCUGAAGACAAUCAGCUCACACUUAGACUUUCUGGUGGGACUCAUUUUGUCUUAAUUAUUUCAGCUUUACUGCAAAGCCAGGACUAUUAUUAACAAAGGUAACACCUUUUCUCCUGAACUGAGUGUGUGUAUUAACCAGCUGCCUCCAGAACCCAGCCAAGGUGCUGCACUGUUUCACAUGUGGCUCACACCAGUGUGAUAGGACCAAGGACCUGAACACAAAUGUAACACAGAUGUUCUUGAGCUCUCUGCAGUGACUGACAGCUAAAGACUGGUGAUGGACAGAGGGGAGCUCCUUCUGUCUGGUUUAUGUAAUUAAGUUGCCUCCUAUUUCCUUGUUAUACAAAGAUCUACUAUUAAGUAUCAGUUUAAGAAAAA
Molecule: messenger RNA, 2500 nt
Organism: Onychostruthus taczanowskii (white-rumped snowfinch)
Lineage: Eukaryota; Metazoa; Chordata; Aves; Passeriformes; Passeridae
Gene: DHRS12
Product: dehydrogenase/reductase 12
Exons: 10
Coding region: 70-1041 (323 amino acids)
Source: RefSeq, a predicted model, not a curated record